AUGGCACACAAAGCACCCGUCGACAAACACCUCACAGAUGACGGGCUGCACAACGGCGCAGACGCCCCGGCUCGCGAGUGGCCGCGCAUGGCCUUCGACGAGGCCAUGGCCAUGACGCCGCUCCCCCCGGCUGCCCAUGUCAAGAGGUUCAUCAGUCGCCAGCCCGCAUGGAAGCCCGGCGCACAACUGCCGUGGGAUGCUGUGUUUCGAAACGUCGACGGGCCCCGUCCCAGGUUCAUGGGUGCCGGUGCCUUUGGCGGCCACGUCUACGCUCAGGCGCCCUUGGCUGCGGCGAGGGCCCUGGAGCAAGAGGGCAGCAGCAACGUCGAGGCUGAGGGGAAGCUCGGCAUCCAUACCAUCCAAGGCGUCUUUACAUCCCCUGGGCUGCAAGAUAGGCCUUUUGUCUACGAAGUGUCCCCUAUCUCCUCUGGCCGGUCGUUUGCUGCGUGCCAAGUGAAUGCUCGGCAGCCAAAGCAGCCAUCCGAGAAGCCAUCCGGGCCCUUUCCUGCGUCCGAUGCCGACCUCGGCCUCAAUGGCAUCUGCUUCAGCUGCAUCACCACCUUUAAGAGGUCACGGUCCACGCCCGACGAGGUGCAGGCGCCGCGAUCUGCCCAGCAACGCUACGCCGACAUACUCUCGUCGAGAGCCCCGGCUCAGUGGGCCGUGAGCCCGCAGAUCGACCUGGACGUGGUCAAGCAGCUCUUCCCCAACGGAGGCGCGGGCGCCUUUCCCAUCCUCGCCAUGCACAAGGUGGGCAUGGAAGCGUACAACGCCGGGAAGCCAGCCGCCGAGCGCCGGGAGCUGAUAUGCUACCGACUCCUCAAGCCACUGCCCAAGGAGGAUGUCAACGCGCACAUUGUGUGCCACGCUUUCGAGGCGGACCGCAACGGCUUGCUCAUGAUUGCCAACCACCUCGGCUACGGCCACAGCCUAGGCAAGGCGGCCAGCCUGACGUACUCGUUCUACGUCCACGUCAACCCGGAGGAGGCGGUCAUGGACGGCGACGGUUGGUGGCUGCAGGAGAUUGGCUGGCCGCGGGUCAGCGCAGGGCGAUGCAUGAUGGAGAGCAAGCUAUGGAGUCCCGAGGGGAAGCACGUUGCGAGCGGCUACCAGGAUGGCAUUGUGCUGCCGGGGCAGCAAGACCAGCCCAGGCUGUGA
This is a messenger RNA of Hirsutella rhossiliensis, 1158 nucleotides long. RefSeq names its product thioesterase-like superfamily domain-containing protein. The transcript has 3 exons. Bases 1 to 1158 code for a protein of 385 amino acids. The record is from RefSeq and is a predicted model, not a curated record. Gene Ontology annotation, biological process: fatty acid catabolic process; acyl-CoA metabolic process. NCBI's taxonomy places the organism in Eukaryota, Fungi, Ascomycota, Sordariomycetes, Hypocreales, Ophiocordycipitaceae. Gene Ontology annotation, molecular function: fatty acyl-CoA hydrolase activity. Gene Ontology annotation, cellular component: peroxisomal matrix.